UGGAGGAAGGUGCAAAUAAUUCACAAGAUGAGGUUGUGACUUCUACAACCCUGAAUGAAUCCUAUAAAUGGUCAAGUAUAGAGAAUACCUCCAGCAGAAAAAAAAUGAAAGUUAAGAAGGGAUCAAAAGUCACAUUGCAUGAAUUACCCAUGUUGAAAAAGCUUAUCGAGGAGUUGAGUACUUCACCAGAUUCUGAUGAGGAUAACUCAGAAUCGUAA
Molecule: messenger RNA, 218 nt
Organism: Funneliformis geosporum
Lineage: Eukaryota; Fungi; Glomeromycota; Glomeromycetes; Glomerales; Glomeraceae
Source: the annotation of a GenBank genome assembly